Messenger RNA from Lolium perenne, 663 nucleotides. Lineage: Eukaryota; Viridiplantae; Streptophyta; Magnoliopsida; Poales; Poaceae. The record is from RefSeq and is a predicted model, not a curated record.
CAUUCGAUAUGCCGGACGCACCGUCGAACAGACCGAAUAUGGUACGUGUGAGCCAGCCAUCCGCCACACCGACCGUACCAGUUCCCUCUACCUCGCAUACAUCUAAUCCACGACGCGACUCAUCUCUACUUGAACGAUCACAGUCAGCACACAUAUCUCAACGCCAUGGCGCCACACAGGAGGACGAUCAUUUUCCGUCAUAUCCAUCUGGACAACGAUUCUCCUACACAGAAGGCGAAUACUCGCAAAGAUUCAACACUCAGGAAUCUGUUGACCCUACGUGGUCCAACAUUGGAGCUGGUUUAGGCCACAAUAUGCCUCCACUUCGUGGUCGUGACCACAUGCAAUCGCAAUACCCAACUCAGGAAUCUUUAAUCCCGACAUGGCCUGAUAUGACGCAGCAACCACAAUACUACGGCAGCACUUCCCAACAACCUCGCGAUCAUGUUACCGGGAUAGUUGAAGAAUUCUUCGGAGGUCCUAUUUUCAGCUCAGAUGCCAGUUUGAUUCCCCCAAAUUAGGAAUCUCCAUACGUAUUUCAUACUCCAUCACCAGCAGAUGAUCCAAGUACAGAGGAUGAGGAAAAUCAGUACGGCCGAGGUUUGCGCCCACCUCAUCCCCCUCGUCCCCGGUUGUCGCCUUCCGGUCGAAAGCCACGGCAGC